CGGUGUCCACCUCCGUCUUCAUUGUGGCGAUCCUCAUCCUGCUGCUGCUCUUGUACCACCGGGACCCCAUGUGCUGCCAAUUCCUCUGCUCCUGCCGCCUUUUCCAGACCCCCAGCCAGUAUGACCGCCCCCCGCCCUAUUUCAGCAGCAGCCAGCAGCUGGUGGGACCCCAGCGUGGAGCCUCCCGGCUGGAGAGCACUGCUGAGAACCCGGGCAUGCAGGGAGACGAGCUGUUCUGUGUGGGCCCCCCCAGCACGUACCAGCUGCCGUCCUGGGAGCAGCCCCGCCUGCCCAGCUACGAGAGCGUGCGCAAGAAAGAUCGGCAGCGGGAAAUCCACCAGAUGAUUGCCGACAGGUUUGGGCUGUGGGCAGAGCCAUCCCAGGAGAUGCCACCUCCUUAUGAGCAUGCUCUGAGGCAUCCUCCAGCUUUCUCAGGAACAGCAGUAAGCUCAGAGACCUUGGACAGACAUGGAGUUCCAGAGCCUUUCCAUGCCCCCCUGAGCUACCAAGCUCAGCGGAACACCGCGGUGUAAGGCCUUGGCCUCAGUGUCCUGCUGCUCCCCGUGCUGGCAGCAGCUGAAGUGCCUGGGAUUCCAUUUUCCUCCACAGUGAAUGGCCAAACCUUCACCCAGAUCCACAACCACCUGAAACAUAGGCAAGACCAACCCAGCCAUCCUCCUUGCAGCACAAGAACAACCACAGAGCCAUUGCUGGGCACUGCACUGAGCACAGGAACCAGGGACAUCUGCUCACUCUGGCAAACACCAAAGGCAAAGUUCCAGCUGCUGGAGCCGCACAGGGCCAAGCCAAGGGGAAUGUCUGCUGGGCCAGAGCUCCUCAGGAGCAGCAUUUCACACCUCUGUGAGGCAGCACUGCUGGCUGUACAAGGGAUCAGACCUCAGGCACUGGUGGUAUUGUGCUGCUUCACCUGUUUCUUAGGUUAUCAAGUGCUUUACUGUGUCUGGACUACCUGGCAGGUGGAAAUCCUCACCUGUGAGUGGCACAGGGGAUGUGCUUUGGAGCACUGCUGCAUGCUCUGGCACCACAGCCUCUGUGGCUGACAACAGCGCUGUACAGAGCCCACACGUGGAUCUGGAGAGGUUCCAUGGGUUAUACCCAAAUACAGAGCACCAAGGUGAACCAUGGGACUGGACUUGCAGACAGGGAAAGGACAGAUGCACGGACUGAACAGCUGGAGGCCUACAUGAAGAUGUGAAGCACAGGUGGACACGUGGCUGACCCAGUUCACCUGGUCUUCUGCAGAGCAGAGGAAUUGUCUAAAUAAUGUCAACACCAGUGUCCUUACAUUACUGAUUUUGAUAACUUGUUUUCUACUGCAGAGUCAAUGUUUAAAAUUGUUUACAAACCUGUAGAUAAAAUGAGAUCAGUUUGGGCACAACACA
Zonotrichia albicollis (white-throated sparrow) is the source of this 1403-nucleotide messenger RNA. The record is from RefSeq and is a predicted model, not a curated record. NCBI's taxonomy places the organism in Eukaryota, Metazoa, Chordata, Aves, Passeriformes, Passerellidae.